Didymosphaeria variabile is the source of this 1845-nucleotide messenger RNA. RefSeq lists its product as uncharacterized. Lineage: Eukaryota; Fungi; Ascomycota; Dothideomycetes; Pleosporales; Didymosphaeriaceae. Gene Ontology annotation, cellular component: nucleus; cytoplasm. Gene Ontology annotation, molecular function: protein serine/threonine kinase activity; ATP binding. The record is from RefSeq and is a predicted model, not a curated record. The transcript has a single exon. Gene Ontology annotation, biological process: mitotic DNA damage checkpoint signaling; protein phosphorylation. The coding region runs from base 1 to 1845 and encodes 614 amino acids.
AUGGACCCUGGAUAUACAUAUGGUCAUGAGCCCGUAAGACAUUUUGACGAAGAUGACCUGAAGAGCGACCCCGGAGACCGCACCUCCGCACGGCCUCAGUCGACAGCCGACUCUAGCUAUUCCAAGCAACCUGUUUUACCGAGGCUAGAAAUCUUCGAUCAGUCCACGCCCUCCAAGCCUGACAACUUCAGGGUUUCUCCAGCCACCCCAUUACCCAACUGGGAUGCGGACGACACGUGGACCCCUAUCGAGAACGACUCUGCUCGGUACUGGGAUAGUGCGCUUACGGACCUAUCCGAACGGACUUUAGCACCAACAGGAACGACGUCCGAGAGUGAUCUCGACGCUGUAUUGGCAAAUUGGUCAGGACGAGGCACUCACGUGGAUUUCCAGAGCCACGAAGAGGUUCCCUUAGUGCAAGGCCGGUUCUUAGGACACGGUUCUAUGGGUAGUGUGUUCGAAACAAAUGUACAAGGUCAUACCUUCGCCUGGAAAAGACGUUUCUGUCGGCGUAAAAUUGGGGAGGCAGAAAGAAAAGAGAUCGAGAUCCUGAAGAAAGUGUCCCAUCACCACAUCAUCAGAUUCGCCGGGUCCUACUCACAUCGACAAUUUCUCGGGCUGUUGCUAUACCCGGUAGCAGUAUGCGAUCUAGCGACCUUCCUAGAAGAUUUCGAAUCCUUGCUGCCGAACAGCGAUCGGGAUUCUGCACGAGAAGAAAGAAUGACGGCACUUGGAUUAUCUUGCAGGAACCUUGAAUCGGAGUUCUACCGCUGCUCACUGCUUCUAGCUCGAAGAAUGGGUUGUAUAAUAUCUGCAGUUGAAUACCUGCACAGCCAGAGCAUUCGACACAAGGACCUUAAACCUUCGAACAUUCUUCUUUCGGCAGAGAACCUCUGGUUGACGGACUUUGGCACGGCCACUGACUUCUCCGACCAAACUAUGAGUACCACCGAGGGGAUCGAGCGUGGGACGCCGAAGUAUUUCGCCCCUGAAGUGGCUGCCUAUGAGGGUAGCGGUCGUCCUGCGGAUAUAUUCUCACUGGGGUGCGUCUUGCUAGAGAUGUACACGAGCCAGCAAGUGGCAGGGCUGAAAAUGCUACGAGAUCUGAGGAGCCAACACGAUAAGAGUUUUCAAGCAAACCUUGAGUCCAUCUACGAUUGGCUUUCACAACCUGCGAAGGGGGAUGUUAUAUUCGAUCAUCAAAUCAAGUAUCAAGUGAGGAAAAUGCUUGCGAGGGAAUCCGCACGGCGACCUACAAUUGGUCAUGUGAGAGAGGCGUUCGCGUUGAUUGAUACUGCCCAAGAGUUUUCUGGCAAUCAACCUCUUUUCGGAGUCUGCUGCAGGAGGUUAUUUUUAUCUAAAGAGAGACACGACUGGCUAGUAGAGAACGAACGAACUCGUACCGCGGAGCGCGUUAGAGGCGAGAUGCAGAAGACGAUUGACGAUCUAAGAAAAGAGAGGGACCAGCUACAGCAUCGUACAAUUGAGUUGCAGCAGACCGUGGAUCAACAAAUGUGGAACCUUAAUGCUUGGGUGCAGCGAGACGCCCUACGUCUCAACGAAGAGGCAACAAUGGACGAUAUUCGCACCGAAACCCGUUCUGCUGAGUUACCAGCACAGUCUACGGCUCGCGCUUUGAGAAAGCUCAAACCGAUGUCACCUGAGAGUUUCUCGCGACCUUCAUCACUCAAUGGCGUAGAUGGCUCACGAGAACCGUUCGGUCCUUCAUAUUCAACAUCCAAGGAUGUAUCCGCCGAUGAAAUAGAUGAAGACACCCAGGCAUUGUUGUUAGAUCAUGAGCAGUGGCAGUGGAAAUAUGAACCCUACACGCUGGAUAGGGAAUAA